Molecule: messenger RNA, 811 nt
Organism: Eupeodes corollae
Lineage: Eukaryota; Metazoa; Arthropoda; Insecta; Diptera; Syrphidae
Exons: 3
Coding region: 153-665 (170 amino acids)
Source: RefSeq, a predicted model, not a curated record
UUUCUAUGCCGCCGACUAAAAAAUGUUUUUAAAGAUGAGCGUGUGAUCAUUUUUAUUUAGAUUUGCAACGACAGUGGAAGUGUUUUGAAGUAAUUGACUUCUUUUGUUUAUAAUAUUCAAAAUAGUUAUAAAUAGUAUCAGACUUCUUUAUAAUGAAAGUCGUUUUAUGGUCUUUGUUUGUGACGUUCAUUUGCUCCCUUUUUUUGUUUGAAGAAGUUUCAUCACUUGGAACGACUAUCGUAGGCGAUAUACUCAUCGAAAGACAAAUUGAUGGCCUUUUGUAUUGUGAUUCAUUGAUUUGUCCCCACGGAACCGCCCAAUGUCAUGUGACCAAACGAAAUGAUCCUAAUGAUUUUAAUUACAUCAUACGACAACGCAAAUGCAUCGCCGAAAAUGGAGCCAUUUUAGGAGAACAGAAAAUAAUUGAACGAAAUAAAUUCCUUGGUAAUGUAAAUGUGAACGUUUUGUCCUCAGGAGGGGUGAGUUCAACUUUUGGAACACCAUUAACACCUCAAGAACAAAAGGAACUUAAUGACUUUUUACAAAAAACCCAAGAAAAUGUUCAAUCACAAGUUAAUGGAGCAUUAUAUCAAGUUCAAUCAUCGCUCGGAAAUCUUUUGGGUGGAAGUUUUUUACCAAAUAUCCAAAAUAUUUUCAAAAUCUAAUUUGAAUAUUGAGAAAUUUGAAAUCUUAUAAACAAGUUUUCAAUGAAAAUGUGCAUUAAAAAAUUCAAACUUUUUAAUAAAGGUAAUGAGAUGAAUGUCAUGCUCUGAACAAUAAAAACUUCGAAUAUCUACUCACAUAAAAAAAA